Messenger RNA from Octodon degus (degu), 1378 nucleotides. RefSeq names its product V-set and immunoglobulin domain containing 1 (gene Vsig1). NCBI's taxonomy places the organism in Eukaryota, Metazoa, Chordata, Mammalia, Rodentia, Octodontidae. The transcript has 7 exons. Gene Ontology annotation, biological process: epithelial cell morphogenesis; maintenance of gastrointestinal epithelium. The record is from RefSeq and is a predicted model, not a curated record. The coding region runs from base 115 to 1233 and encodes 372 amino acids. Gene Ontology annotation, cellular component: plasma membrane.
AAGCUUGGCAAACCUCUGGCUGAUUGAGGGAGCCAGUUUGAGACUCAGCCUAGCUCAGGCAGACUCCUGGCUCAGGCAGACUCCUGGAACCUGCAUUCUCGACCCCUCAACACAAUGGUAUUCGCAUUUUGGAAGGUCCUUCUGAUUCUCCACUGCCUUAUAGGUAAAGUUAGUGUGGUGCAAGUGACCAUCCCAGACAAAUUCGUGAAUGUGACUGUUGGAUCCAAUGUCACUCUCAUCUGCAUCUACACCACCACAGUGGCCUCCCAGGACAAGCUUUCCAUCCAGUGGUCUUUUCUCCAUAAACAGGAGGUGCAGCCAAUUUCUGUUUACUAUUCUGAAGGUGGAGAAGCUUCAGGCAUCGGGCAAUUCAAAGAUCGAGUUGUAGGUUCCACCAGUCCAGGUAAUGCGUCUAUAACCAUAUCACAUAUACAACCAGCAGACAGUGGAAUUUACACCUGUGAUGUUAACAACCCCCCGGACUUCUCCGGCCAAAACCAAGGUGUCAUCAACGUCACUGUGUUAGUGAAACCUUCUAAGCCUCUUUGUAGCCUGCAAGGAAGACCAGAAGCGGGACAUACCAUCUCCCUUUCUUGCCUCUCUGCAAUUGGAACACCAUCUCCUGUGUACUACUGGUAUAAAGUUGAGGGAAGCAACAUCGUGCCAGUGAAAGAAAGCUUCAAUCCAGCCACUGGGAUUUUGGUUAUUGGAAAUCUGACAAAUUUUGAACAAGGGUAUUACCAGUGCACUGCUAUCAACAAACUUGGCAAUAGCUCCUGUGAAAUUGAUCUAACCUCAUCACAUCCAGAAGCUGGGAUCAUCAUCGGGGCCUUAGUUGGUAUCUUGGUAGGUGCUGCCAUCAUCGCUGCUGUGGUGUACUUUGCAAGAAACAAGGCAAAGGAAAGGAAGAGGAAUUCUAAAUCCACCACAGAGCUUGAACCAAUGACAAAGACAAGACAAGCCAUGCCAGCAGAAGAUGCUGUCCAGCUAGAAGCAACACUGCCAUCCUCCAUACAUGAGAAUGAGCCUGCUGGCAUCUUGGAACCAGACCAUGAGCCUUUCCCACAAUCAGAUCCGGUCCCACAACCUGGCCCAGGUUCAGCACCUAUACAGGUGCCUGAAAUUGAGAUCGUGCUGACACCACAAUCAGAGCUAGAGCCAGAGCCAGAACCACAGCCUGUGGUUGUAGUUGAGCCCCAGUGUGACGAGGAAAAGGCUGAGGUUAAAACAUAGGCUGCACCUCGAAGUACAGCAGUCCUCACUAAGGAACCCAUUACUAGCUUCUGCAAUUCAGUUUACAACCAGUUUCCACCUCCUCCCAUCAUUCUGACCAACUUGCUUCUAACACAGUGUUCAUUGUUACUAUGAAUUCCAAUAA